Messenger RNA from Ostrinia nubilalis (European corn borer), 1077 nucleotides. Its product is annotated as phospholipase A1 member A-like. The transcript is spliced from 5 exons. Gene Ontology annotation, molecular function: lipase activity. Gene Ontology annotation, biological process: lipid catabolic process. NCBI's taxonomy places the organism in Eukaryota, Metazoa, Arthropoda, Insecta, Lepidoptera, Crambidae. The record is from RefSeq and is a predicted model, not a curated record. The coding region runs from base 7 to 1011 and encodes 334 amino acids.
UCCACCAUGAAAGUAUUCGUAGUGAUCGCAGCUCUCACAGCUUUCGCGGCGGCAAAGUCUGUACCGCUGGUGCCAGGGGAUAACAGCCACUAUGUGGAGGGCGAGACUCGCUACGUGUGGAUGCCGGACAGCAAGGGCCAACCUGUGCUCGUAGACCUCGAGCAGCCCGUCAACCAGGCUGCCCUCCAGGACCACACCAGGAAUGGCGCCAACAACCAGUACUGGCUCUUCACUAGGCAGAACCCUACCGCCAGGCAAGUGCUGGUCCACAACAACAUCAACAGCGUAUGGAACUCCAACUACCGCAACACUCGUGGAACAGUAGUCGUUGUACACGGUUGGAACAGCGACGGCAACCAUGAGAUGAACCCUGCCAUCAGGGAUGCCUUCCUCGCUGUGUCUGACGUCAAUGUCAUCGUAGUAGACUGGGGAGUGCUCGCCAACGACUGGUACUCCACCGCGGUAGCUGGAGUCCCCAGCGUUGGGCAACACCUUGGCAAUUUCCUCGUUUGGCUGAUUAACAACGCCGGAGGCAACUGGAACAACGUGCACUUGGUCGGCUUCAGCUUGGGCGCUCACGUCGUCGGCAAUGCUGGUCGCCAGGCUGGUGGUCAACCCGCGAGAAUCACCGGGUUGGACCCGGCUGGUUUCCUUUGGCAUAACAACAACAACCGCCUCCAGCCUAACGCUGGACGCUACGUUGAAGCCAUCCACACUGACGGUGGCCUGUUGGGUAUCUUGAACCCCAGCGGUCACGCUGACUUCUACCCCAAUGGCGGUACCAAUGAACAACCAGGCUGCUCUAACAGCAUCUGCUCUCACGGCCGAGCCCCUCAUCUGUUCGCGUCCACCGUUAGGACCAACCGCUUCUUGGGAAGACGCUGCAAUAACAUCUCCGAAGCUACGAGUCAAACUUGCAACGGAGCUACCAUGAACAUGGGCAACGGAAUAUUUAACAAAUCUGGAUCUGGAUUAUAUGGACUGACCACCGCUGGUACUUGGCCUUUCUAAACAGCUACACACGAUCAAGAAGACAAAAUUAAUAUUUUGGUAAUUUUCUCACGUUAAUAAAUGUAU